Messenger RNA from Lepisosteus oculatus (spotted gar), 5818 nucleotides. RefSeq names its product cilia and flagella associated protein 65 (gene cfap65). Gene Ontology annotation, cellular component: sperm flagellum; cytoplasm. Gene Ontology annotation, biological process: sperm axoneme assembly. NCBI's taxonomy places the organism in Eukaryota, Metazoa, Chordata, Actinopteri, Semionotiformes, Lepisosteidae. The record is from RefSeq and is a predicted model, not a curated record.
GGCAACAUGGCUGCUUAAAGCUGCUGAAAAGCAUUAGGAAUUUUUUUUUAUUGUUUGCUUUUUAAAAUAUUCACACACAAAAGGGCUGCAAUGUUGGCAGAAAUUCACCGCUGUCCCUUGACCGCAGAAACUUUUCAGAAGACAAACUUCGCCAAACAUGAACAGGUGGCAGUACCCAGACGCCCUGAGACCCAGAGGCAGCAGCUGCAGAAGAGAUCUUUCUUUGGUGUGGAGGUGCUUGAGGAGCUGGUGUGGGACAGCUGGGAGCUGGGCGGGGAGUUUACCAAAACUCUUCUGCUGAAGAACAUUCACAUCAAACUGCAGAAGCUGCAGUUCAGGCCACCAUCUUCCAGAUUCUUCACAACCUUGUUUCCUCAGACAAUUGUCCUGAGCCCAGGGACCUCCUUCUCCCUCCCUGUCACUUUCCGCCCUCUGGAAAAGCGCGAGUACUCGGAUAGCAUUCAGUUUGAGACGAAGGAAGGGGCUUUUCAAGUCAUGCUCUGUGCCACCCUUCCUUGCCACUCACUAGAGAUGCCCGAGUGUGUGGUUGUGCCCAUGUGUGCUGCUCAUGACAGCUCUCAGACCACAUUCUGUUUUCGCAAUACCAGCAAGCUCAAGACAUUGUUCUCCUGGGAAGUGCCCGAGCCUUUCCAGCUUUCCCCGGCCAGUGGUCUCCUGGAGCCUGGGGUGGAGUGUCAGGUGACAGUGGUUUUCAGCCCUAAGGCCGCUCUAGUGUACGAGGAAGUCGCCACCUGUGCUUUCGGAGACCAUGGGGAGACCAAGAGAAAUGUCCGCAUCAUAGCCCUGUCAAAAUAUUCCCACCUCCUGGUGAGCGCGCCAGGGCAUCUCUCUCAGACGUCAGGGCAGGAAGACACCCAGAGCAUUCUGGACUUUGGUAGUGUGGCCGUGGGGAGCACCGUGGAAAAGCAUUUUGAAGUUCACAACCUGUCUGUGGUGAAAGCUCCAUUCAGAGUUACCAAGGCUGCCCGUCCUGCACUGCUAGAGGAUGUGUUUUCCUGUGAGACCAGGCAAGGCUGUGUGCCGUCAGGCAGCACACUGAGGAUCCCACUGCGGUUCAGUCCUCAGACAGUGGGCAGCUCCAGUGUGGACUACUUCUACGUCACCACCGCCGGCGAUGUCAGCAAGGCCCUUCUGAAGGUGACUGGAAGCUGUAAAGGUCCUCUGGUGUCGUUGACGAACUCUGUGGUGAAUUUUGGCUGUGUGGAGCUAGGGGGGUCUGCAGUCCAAACUCUGGAAAUGACCAACACCUCAGAUGUGCCCGCGCACUACCAGUUCUGCAUCGACGGCAGCCACAGCAUCUUCGGCAUCGACAGACCCUGGGGCGUUCUCCCUGGAGAGAGCUCGCUCGCCCUCCACCUCCGAUUCCAGCCCAGCCAGCCCAUCGGCUAUUACAGGAGGCUGGUCUGCCUCAUCCACCACCAGAAUCCCAUUUUCCUGGACCUCAUAGGCACGUGUCACUCUGAGCAAUGGAAGCCAGCGAUACUUAAUGCCAAACACCUACACCUGUACCACAAGAAACUAGAGAGGGGGCUGACCUGUUACCCACCUGACAUGUUAAGUGCCAUGUUGGCAGAGAACCGGCUACAGCUGGACCAGGACGGAGCCCUCCUGCUUCCAAACCAGGAAUCUGAAGAGGACCCACCUGCCACCCCCAGUCCCCCCGUGUCGAGCUCGAUGGCGGAAUACUUCGAGGGGGACUCGGGUGCGACCAGCCGCCCUCACGUCACCAUUGACCCACCAGAGCUCCUCUUCCACAGUGGCUCCCCUUCCCGUUCGGUCUCCUUGACAAACCACACCAAGGGAAGGCUGACCGUCGUUUGGACCAGUCCCGGGGGGAGUCCAUUCAGCGUUACCCCCGUGACCUGCGACCUCCAUCCCCUCAAAACCAACGCGUUCAGGGUCACCUACACUCCUAGCCAUGAAAACACCAUCAACGGGGCUGACCUGGAGUGUUUUGCUUUCUAUAAGGCCAUGAAGGACAGCUGUUAUGUGGAGGAUAGCACCCUGUGCCCCCCCUGGUGUCUGACACUGAGAGUCAGUGGUCACUCCUUUCUGCCUGGCCAUCAACACUUCAUUCCCCGCUAUGUGCUCCAUCGCCCACAAGUGGUGUUCCCAGCCCUGAACCAAGAGUCCUACAGAUCCAUUCUGUUCCAGAAUACUGGGGAGCUGCCCAUCAUUUUCAAUCUGGAGACAAAGGACUGUCCUGUGGUUACAGUGAAGCCCACCAGUGGUCUGGUCCACCCAGGGGCUCACCAGAUCUUUACUCUGAGAACAACUCCAACCAUAGAUAAUGAUCAGAAAUUGCACCUGUCUCUACAGCUGAAUGCCUCUCAGGAGCACAUUGAGGAGAUCACUAUACUGAGUGUGGCCGAGAAACCGAAGAUGUCCCUGGAGGGAGAUGGGACUCUCUUCUUUAAGCCCACAGCAGUGGGCUUCUCCUCCGAGCGCUCUUACAUCAUUAAGAACGUAAGCCGAGUGCCUUUGUGUUUCAGAUGGAAGACCUGGAGCCCAGACUGCUGUGUGCUGUCAGUUUCACCACAGGAGGGCAUUAUUCAGCCCAAUGAAUCCUUGGCACAGACCUGGUCUUUUUCACCACUGGAGGAGACACAGUACACUAUGAAGCCCAGCCUGACAUUUUGGCCUCUUCAGGAACAGAACAGUGCUUUCUCCAUCAAAAAGACACGUCUUUCCUUGAGAGUCAUAGGAGUGGCCUCACAAGGAUCCAUUGAGGCAGAGCAUGCUGUCCUGGACCAGGGGACAGUGCUGGUUGGCAGCUGUCAGACAUGUGACCUGGUGCUGCUAAACAAUGGGUCCUGCACCCUCAGCUUCUCCCUGACUGUAGGUCAAGACAUCUCUGGGCACUGCAGCCCUGAAGAAACGCAGAAUGACCCCACCGCCCUCGAGUUGGAGUACUACAGUGGAACAAUCCCUGCAAGAUCAAAGGUAGUUGUCAAGGCAACAAUCAAACCCGCCAGGAGAGUUCACUAUCGCUGGUCCAUCACCUAUCAGAUUCUCACCUCAAGAGGACAGGUGAUGGGGGAAGCCCAGACCCUGUGCCAGGUGUGUGCAGAAGGGGUGUACCCCACGCUCUCUGUGUGUGAUGCCCGCAGCACAGGUAGCAUGGAGGGCAUCAGCAAGCUGCAGCUCUGGAACCUCUUUUCCCUGGACACCCUGAACUCCUACCUGCAGCGGGACCCGACACCCUCAGAACUCAUCUACAGAGUGCCCACUCGACACAGCGUGCGCCGGUGCCCCUCAGUUUUCACCCCCGUUUUCCUGGACUUCAACUUCAGCGCUGCCCCGCUUGGCUCAGAACCCUCCACUGUUCUGAUGAUGCUCGAGAACAAGGGGCCCAUUCCUGUGGACUGGUCCUUCCUGUUUCCAGCUGACCAGCAGAUUGAACUGGAGUACUGGGCUGAGAGUGGGGAGUUUGACCCCACAGAGUUACACGAGAUGAGGGUUCAGGACAACAAGCUCUUCAGUGUUUCCCCCCGAUCUGGCAAGCUCCUUCCUGGGCAACAGAGAGCAAUACAGCUCUCUUACAGGCAUGACUUUGCUGGCACAGAUCGCCUUCCCGUCCUGCUGAAGCUGUCUCAUGGGCGUGAGAUCCUGUUGAACUUCAUUGGAGUCACAGUGAAGAAGGACAGGCCCUACAUACACUUCAUGUCCACCAAACACACUUUUGCCCCCGUGGCCACUGGUAGCUUCAGUCCUCCCAGACAAGUCUAUGAGCUGUACAAUGGAGGAUCAGUGCCUCUAUGCUACCACAUUGACCUGGAGCCUCUGGAUGACUUAAAGGAGGAGAAUUUUGGACAUCCCAUUUUUCAAUGUCUCAAUCCCAGAGGAGAGGUGCAGCCUGGGAGAACAGCUGUUGUGGAGUGGAUCUUCUCUCCCCUGGAAGCCAAAACCUAUACUGUGGAUAUUCCCAUACACAUUCUAGAGGGGGACUCUGCUCUGGUAUCAUUUAAUGGAGCAGGGUAUGAUGGGAGGGCUCUGGGAGAAGCAGCCCCUCUCAGAGUUGACUGCAUCCCAUUUUCUGUGCCCAGUACGCAGAAAGUACCCUUACCAGGACAGCUGGUGUUCCUGUCAGAAGAGAGCAUAUCCUUUGGCGACAUCCCAGUCUGCUCCACGAAGACCCACAUGGUCUUCCUCUACAACACUUCAGAGACGGACAGAGUUUUCUACUCGUGGCACAACACCUCCCAGCAUGCUAGCCAGGCUGUGCACAUACAUCCUGAGAGUGGAGAGCUGGCUGCUGGAGACAGCACUCACUGUAUAAUCACUCUUCAUGCCUCUGGUAGCCCCAGCUUCUACCUCCUGGACCUCACCUGUCAGGUGACCACAGAAGGGGCCCUGGCGCAGUAUCGCCAAGACCUACAGAAGUGGGAGCUGGAGAAGGAGAGGCAGAAGAAUGAGUUCACCCUGACUGACAGAGCCAACCGGCCACAGGCAGAAGAUCAGACCAAGGGAUCUAAAAGGUCUGGCCAGCAAAUGGACACUUGCGUCCAAAAAUAUAAGACCCUCCCCCCGAUCCGGAGCCGCACGGAGCCGGGAAACGGCGUGGGGCUCAGCCGAUCGGAACGCAGGGCGCAGAGGGAGGCGGGCCGGCUGUGGCGGAGACCCGAGGCUCCCCGACCCUUCCUUCUCCACCUGGGGGUGACGGCUUGUUCCCACUCUCUGCAGGAGUUCCAGAGCAGCUUCCCCUCCCGGCUGCACACGCACUACAUUCACAGGCUGAUGAAGCCCAAGCUGGUUCCUUCGCCUUCAAUACAGACUGAAAGAGCAGACCCCAGAGCGGAUCUGUCUGUCUGCAGCGGGCCAGAAAAGGAAAUUGUCACCUGCAUCUUGACCUCAUUGAUCAGGAGCCUACUGGAUGAUCCUCAGUUCCAGCAGUCCCUGACGGACAGCCUGGCCGAGCCAGUUCCCUAUUUCUGCCAGCUGAGCAGCCCCCAAACUCCUACACUGGCACCGCAGCAGGAGGGGCCUGACCAGAGGGGCCGCUCUUUAAAUUCUUCCCCACUGCCCCGGGAUACCCUCAGGGACGAUCUGCCCAGUGCGGUGACAGCAGAGUCUCAGCCCAGUGAGGCAGAUUCCCAGGAUAUCAAACAGCAGGAGCACCGACUUGAGAUGCAGGAGGCAAUCAAGAGGCUCCCAGAGUUCUGUGAUCUGGCUGAGGAGAUUCUCGUGAACACACUUCAGAACAUUCUUAUUGAGGCUUGUGUGGGAGAGGUGGUUCUGACAGCAAGGCCGCGGGUCAUAGCGCUGCCCCCAUCCACAUCGAGGAGGUCAUCACAGGGCAGUUCUUCCAAAAGGUCACCUCGGUCCCAGGCACUCAGCGCAGUGACGUCGGGAGAGAGAGGAGGGGGACAUAAGGCCCAGAGUCUGGAGAGACCCGCGGCAGAGCCUGUGGUCUGAGCCCCCCAGACCACCCUGCUACCAGACUGGAGUCACAUUCUCGAGUGCACGCUGUAGACCUGAAGCUGAGGGCGGGGCAUCACCUUAACGUGUUUUUCCGGCGCACUUUUAUUUUAUUAAAUAAAACACAGAAAUCAAUCAAUCCUGGAAAACUGUGCAUUUUUGCUGAGCAUAGGUGCAGUUAAGAGUAUUGAAUAUUUAAUUACUGCCUACAGAUUUUAUUUUACCUUAAAAAUGGGAACUGUCUAUCCAAACAACACAAUGUAUAAAUCAUUAACGUAGAAAAACACAAACUAUUUCCUUCCUCUUCAUGGUUAAUGCAACUACUUAAUCAAAGACACACUACGGAUUAUUAAAUAAAUCUUUUCUUAACACCCUGUCA